This is a messenger RNA of Diaporthe citri, 162 nucleotides long. RefSeq lists its product as uncharacterized. The transcript has 2 exons. Lineage: Eukaryota; Fungi; Ascomycota; Sordariomycetes; Diaporthales; Diaporthaceae. The coding region runs from base 1 to 162 and encodes 53 amino acids. The record is from RefSeq and is a predicted model, not a curated record.
AUGCAGUCCUUCGCAGUGUUCUUAGCCGCUGUCCUCGCGACGCUCCCGGCUUCGGCGAUGCCCCUCGAGCCCACUGGCAUUUCCAACCGGGAUUUGGGCGUUCACGAGAAAAAGGACAUCGGCCCGGACGCCGACGCCGGCCAGAUCUACAUCUACGACUGA